This is a messenger RNA of Diaporthe citri, 1434 nucleotides long. RefSeq lists its product as uncharacterized. Gene Ontology annotation, biological process: proteolysis. NCBI's taxonomy places the organism in Eukaryota, Fungi, Ascomycota, Sordariomycetes, Diaporthales, Diaporthaceae. Bases 1 to 1434 code for a protein of 477 amino acids. Gene Ontology annotation, molecular function: metallodipeptidase activity. The transcript has a single exon. The record is from RefSeq and is a predicted model, not a curated record.
AUGGCUGGUGCUCCUCAACUUGACGGCUUCUUCAGCCAGGUCGACGCGCUGACCCCCAAGUUCAUUGAGCGUCUCGCUGCUGCAGUCGCCAUUCCUUCUAUCUCUGCUGAGGAUGCUCGUCGGCCAGAUGUCAUCCGCAUGGCCCACUUCCUCGAGAAGGAGCUGAAGUCUCUCGGUGCUGAGGUCGAGCUCCGUCCCCUAGGCAAGCAGCAUGGCAAGGACAACCUUGACCUGCCCGUUGUCGUGGCCCGCUACGGAAACGACAAGAACAAGCGUACCAUCCUCGUGUACGGCCACUACGAUGUCCAGCCCGCCGAGAAGUCAGACGGCUGGGCCACGGAACCCUUCGAGCUGAAGGUCGCAGAGGACGGAAAGAUGCUCGGUCGUGGAUCCACAGAUGACAAGGGGCCUGUCCUGGGCUGGCUGAAUGCCAUCGAGGCGCACCAGAAGGCCGGCGUUGACUUCCCCGUCAACCUGCUGAUGUGCUUCGAGGGGAUGGAGGAGUAUGGCUCGGACGGCCUGGACGACUUCAUCAUGGCCGAGAAGGACAAGUACUUCAAGGACGCCGAUGCUGUCUGCAUUAGCGACAACUACUGGCUCGGCACCGAGAAGCCCUGCCUGACCUACGGCCUGCGCGGCUGCAACUACUACAACAUCGAGGUGUCAGGACCCGGCGCCGACCUGCACUCCGGCGUGUUUGGCGGCACAGCACAAGAGCCAAUGACCGAUCUGACACGCAUCAUGGCCUCCCUGGUUGACACCGAUGGCAAGAUUCAGAUCCCUGGCAUUAUGGAGCAAGUGGCCCCGGUCACCGCUGACGAGGAGACGCUCUACGAUAACAUCAGCUUUACUAUGGAGACGUUGCACGACUCGCUAGGCAGCAAGACGACCAUCUUCGAAGACAAGAAGUCUACCCUGAUGGCGCGGUGGCGCUACCCCUCCCUGUCUCUGCACGGUAUCGAAGGCGCCUUCUUCAACCCCGGCGCAAAGACCGUCAUCCCCGCCAAGGUCAUCGGCAAGUUCAGCAUCCGUACCGUGCCGGACAUGGACGUCGACAAGACCAACGCUUGUGUCGAGAAGUAUGUCAAGGAGCAGUUCGCCAAGCUGAAGUCCAAGAAUACCCUGAAGGUAUACCCCCAGCACACCGGCAAGUGGUGGGUCGCGAGCCCCAAGCACUGGAACUUUGGCGCCGCCGCAAAGGCCGUCGAGAGGGUGUGGGGUGUCGAGCCUGACUACACCCGCGAAGGUGGCAGCAUCCCAGUCACCCUGACAUUCGAGCAGGCCACGGGGAAGAACGUGCUGCUGCUGCCUAUGGGAAGCUCGAACGAUGGCGCUCACUCGAUCAACGAGAAGUUGGACAAGAGGAACUAUGUGGAGGGCAUCAAGCUGUUGGGCGCAUACUUGCACUACGCGGCCAUCGAGCCUACGGAGUAG